Molecule: messenger RNA, 1654 nt
Organism: Neofelis nebulosa (Clouded leopard)
Lineage: Eukaryota; Metazoa; Chordata; Mammalia; Carnivora; Felidae
Product: butyrophilin subfamily 3 member A2-like
Exons: 6
Coding region: 422-1327 (301 amino acids)
Biological process (GO): regulation of cytokine production; T cell receptor signaling pathway
Cellular component (GO): external side of plasma membrane
Molecular function (GO): signaling receptor binding
Source: RefSeq, a predicted model, not a curated record
AGUUUGUUUAGAGUCCACUUCCUGCUUUCACUCUUCCCUAUGUGAGUGGCCUAACAAGUUAGUUUUUUGUGAAUCAUGUUCACAGUGUUCUAGAAACAGUGUGAAUGUAAGUGAACCAGAUCUUAGGACUGUGACCCUUGAUAGCUCAUGGGAAGACAGAGGUCUGACCUUCUAGCACUGAGACCACCAACUGGGAUGCAGCUUUUCUGUGUGAGCAUCAAGACCCUUCUUCUCUCAGUUCUGCUUCCCUGGCCAGGUGCAGGAUGUAUCAUGUUGAUUGAUUUGCAGAUAGUGAACCAACCCUGCAGCCCAGAAAUGAGUCCUACCUGAUCAUGGGCAAUUUCAUGUGAUAGGACCAAGAGCACCAGUCAUUGCUGUGGUUGGGGAGGAGGCUGUGUUGUCCUGUCACCUCAGCCCAUCAAUGGAUGCUCAAGACAUGGAGGUGACAUGGUACCGAAAUGAUCUUUCAGGCCUGGUACAUCAAUAUAGGACUUCCCAGGAUCAUUUGGAGCACCAGAUACCAGAGUACCAAGGGAGGACAGAGUUCCUGAAGGACAAUAUUACCAAAGGGCACGUUGCCCUAAGGAUCCACCCCAUCCGACCUUCAGAUGGAGGGGAGUAUGGGUGUUUCUUCGAAAGCUCCACAUUCUACAGUGAAGUACAAUUUGAAAUGUUGGUCACAGUCUCAGGUAUGGCUCCUCAUAUUCACAUUGAGCCUGGCAAUAACAGAGACAUUAAGGUGACCUGCAUAUCCACUGGGUGGUUUCCAGAGCCUGAGAUACAAUGGAAGGACCCUCAAGGAUUGCACUUGGCACCAGCCUCUGAGACAAAGAGAAUAGAAGAAAAUGGAUUGUUUCAUGUGGAAUCAUCUAUCACAAUGGAUACAAGUUCAAGAACAGAAGUAUCUUGUGUUAUAAGGAACCUAAUACUCAGUGUGGAGAAGGUGGUGCUUGUAUCCAUGGCAGAUGCCUUGUUCCCCAAGGACUCUCUUUGGGCAAUGUGGCUUACUCUUGUCCUGUUUCUCCUAGCUGUUGGUGCAACCAUCUGUCUUCUACUUGUGCGUGCUAGAAAAUCCAAAGGUAAACUCCAGGAAAAAUAUGGUAAGUCAUUUAUUACCUCCUUAUAUUUAUCAGAUUUAUCACAGUAUCUAGAGCUCAGGGGUUUUUCUUCUUUAAGCAUAGAUUUCCAAGGAAAACAGUCAGUAAAAAUAGAAGGAAAUAAAUACCAAUUAGGAAUCUGGGAUUGUGUAUUCCCUUCCCCUUUGUCUUCAUUAGCUUGUUCAAGUGUCCAUGACCUCUGUUGGGUCAUUGUGCUUAUAAACCCUUGAGGUUUGCCAAUAUAUCUUUGAUUCUACAGAGAGGACACGCCGGUUAAUACCUGGGCAAAGUAGAAAAGCAAGGUCUGCAGUAAACCCACCAGGAAUCCUGAACAAGCGCAUGGCACUACAUUUCAAUGCAGAGCACAGCCUGGUCCACCAUCCAAAUGUCUACUAAAGUUAGCUAUUCUCACUUUUUGUUGAUUAGAUUGCAGUGUACCUUUUACUUGCUAAUCUGCUUUCAUUGGAAUUGAGAAAAGGGAGCUUGUGUCAAAUGCACCUCUAGAACCUUUUUUCUCUUCUGCAUUUUCAAAACAUCCUCAUGUAUUGAGGAUUCUU